AUGGAACCUGUAUAUACAUUAGAUAAUAAUAACAUUAAAAUAUGUAAUACCAAUAAUAAUAAUAAUAACAAUAACAAUAACAAUAACAACAAUAGUAAUAAUAAUGAUCUUGAUGAUUUCGUUGUUGGUGAUGACAAUGACAAUGACAAUGAAAAUGAAAAUCUCAUUGUUGAAUCAAAUGACAACAGCAGCAACAGCAGCAACAGCAACAACAAUAGCAAUGUGACUGACAAGAAAAUUGAACAAUCUGCAAUUCGUGAGAGUUUUGAUGAUGAGCCUGACUAUGAUGAUGAAGAUGAAAUGGAUUACUACGAUGACGAUGAAGAGUUCUUAAAUGGUCCUUCCAUUGUUAAAUCCUCUCCAGUUCCACUAGGUCAAUCCAACCCAUAUAUAGCAUCAUUAUUAUCAUUAGAAAAUAAUAAUAAUAAUAAUAAUAAUAAUAACAAUAAUAAUAAUAAUAAUAACAAUAAUAACAAUAAUAACAAUAACAACAACAAUAAUAACAAUAGUAAUAACCUUAAAUCAUUUGAUGGCCUUAGUCUCAAAGGAACCGCUGUGAAAAAACAACUUGGAAAACCUUUGGGUAAUGCUAGUGAAAAAGAAGAGGAAUCUGAAGUUAGAGUUAAUUUCACUUCUAAAUUGGAAACAGUUGAUUUUGGAUAUGAAUUAUCAUCAAUUCAAUUUUUGGUUGCACAGGGUAUUGAAACCAUUGGUGCGUUGGCAACUAUGACCGAUCUCUCCAUUGUAUUGGAGGGUAUUAUCGAUGAGGAUCCAUCGUUGGAACUCAUUCAAUCGCUUGCCAGAGAACUCCUUUUGAAUGCAAAUCCAACAGAAUUCUAUUCGAAUCAUUCGAUUUCUAUCGACUCUAUCAAUACUCAUUCCUCAUUAGCCAUUUUACAAGGAUUUGGUGAUGAUGAUAUUCAAUAUAUGCAAUCAAUUGGUGUAUUGACAUUAGGGCAAUUAAUUCAAGCAAGUAAAACAAUGUUUGAGAUUAAAGAUUCACCAAGAUUCAAGUUUUUUGCUAGUAUGGCAGACAAAUUGUUGAGUUUCUCAGUGAAUGCAACUCAACUUAUGAAUGUUAAAGAGGUUUCCGAACAAAAGAAACUCUAUGGAUAUUUCUAUUGUAGUAAUUUAACAUUGAAACAUAUUAAAUUGCGUGGAUAUAUGCAAUCUUAUAAACAUAUAUUCGAAGAUUUUAUGAAUACUGAGGUAGCAAUUAGAUUCAAUCAUCCAUGGAGAAAGAUUUUCUUCCGUUACGUACAACAAACGAGCAAAGAAAUCAAGGUUAUAAAUCCAACGGAUCUCGAUGUCUAUUCUUACUUGGUAUAUCUUUCAUCGUCUGACUUCUUCAAUUGCACCAGUGGUGUACAGGGUAUUCAUUUCUUCUGGUCACCAAUUCUCCAGACUCCAACCGGUGUCAAUAUUAUAGAUCUUAAAACUCAUAAACAAGAGUUUGAAAAUCUUUUCAAAAUAGAUUUGACUGCCUGUAUGGAUAAAGGUUGGAAAAUGUAUAAUGUUGGAACAUCACUUCGUAGAUUGACUGACCUGUCCGAUGUAAAGAAGGAAUCAUUAAAGAAAUCGGCGUGGACCAGCUAUAGAACUGGAAAUGAUCCAUAUUUAACAUUGGAUCAUGGUUACUUGGUUCCAGAGGGAUCCAAUUUAUUAAAAGAUUUCUAUACCCUAUGCAAUGACUACUAA
Molecule: messenger RNA, 1698 nt
Organism: Heterostelium album PN500
Lineage: Eukaryota; Evosea; Eumycetozoa; Acytosteliales; Acytosteliaceae
Exons: 6
Coding region: 1-1698 (565 amino acids)
Source: RefSeq, a predicted model, not a curated record